CCCCCCUGUAGAUUGAUAAGAGUAUCUCUGCCAGGGAACCACCAUCAUGUCACGCAAUCAGCUCCACCGCCUCGCGAGGGUGGUUGCAAUAAGAAAAGGCUCGUGCCCGCCUUUGCUGCCUCAAGAUCGAUACGAUAAAUAGUGGGGUUGAUGAAGGUUGACCUUGCCAAGCCACAGUGAGGACGUAGGAGAGACGCAUCAUCAUCAUCAUCAUGGAAACUCGAAAUGCUCGGUGAAUAUCUCUCUGAUGAUGGUGAUCGAGACGGCGGGUAUUCUCCCAAAUGGGAACUUGACCGGUUCGGUUCCAACUCAGCCACCUGAAGGGAGGGGAUGGUGGGAUGCAUCGGGGGACGCGGGCUGGGUUGUUCCUGCAGAGGCGAACGACACGAUGAUGGGGGGUGGCCGUGUCGAUCUGGCGAAUUGGAGGGUUUUGUAGUAUUUUUUUUGUAAGACCCUGAAUCACAAGGAAAAGUUGGUCGAGGGGCGGGCACAAGGGGCUCUUGUCGCGGUUACCGUUGCCACGACCCGAGGGACCUUGUACAUACGUACGUACAAUGAGAUUUUUUUUUAUUCCCUCUUUGAUGCUCCAGCACGAAAACUCAAGACCCGGACGACUGGGACAUGGUGAUGGUGGGCCCGUUCUGGGUUGUCUCCGGCUAUUUUCUCCGUUGCAGUUCCCGAAGGAGGGAUUUCCAGAGAGGGAUAUCGACGGCGUGAACCUCAACGGCUGUCGAUGGUUUUGGAGUACGACACCGGAUCAGCUGCUGUGCUCUUCGACCUGUCCGGUCAGUGUAUCACCAGAGCAAAGAUGGGUAUCUAGUAAUUAGAGACUCUUUUAGUAGUCACCGGCGAGGCUUGUCAGUCACAAGCCUCUCCAACAUCGAAAACGACCGCAAGCUCCAACGUCGUCGGACUGGGCAGUGGGUUCAACUCCGUCAAACUGGGCUGGCUGGUGGGGAUUUCUCUUUAUCAAUCUUGCAUGAAACCUCCACUUCAGAGAUUAGAUCCGCGCAAGGCCGACGAAGGAAACCCACAGCGGGGGGAGAAGGCCGAGAGAGGGACCACGAGAGAGUCGAGGGUUGGUGGUGACUGGUGAGGCACUCGAGACGACAUGAGUGUGGUGGUUGCGCGUCCGACAUCGUCCCAAGAAAUAUCGUAUGGCGUGUCUGGCGGGGAGAUGCCCACGUACGUCCUUGCUAGUAUUGUGUUGGAACCCGGCAGGAGGUAUUGUUCCCUGUCCGUUGUCCACCUCCCGUUGUCCACCCCCCGUUGUCACCCGCCGUUGUCCGCGUCGCCGUCCCCGCUGUGGUCAAAGUAUUUGAACCUCCCGCAUCCUCUUUCUGUCGGUGUUGUGCCUUGUCUCUUGUGUUCCCUAUUAUUUUUAUUCUUUCUCGAAAUCCUAGUUCCUGGUGCUGUGUUGUUGUAUACAUACCCUUCUCCAACAUUCCCAACCCCAACAGAGGAAAAACAGAGAUAAGACGAGAGACAGUCUAAAGACCCUCCGUCUCCCGCCUCACGUCCCAUCUCCUCGUCCCUUUUUUUUACGACACGACUCCCCCCCCCCAACAAACAAACGCUCGCCGAACCCAAUUGCACCCUCCAGCACCCUCCAGCACCUUCCAGUUACCUCCCAGCACCUCCUCUCAGCACCAUGGCCUCCCGUCCCCAGAACAUUGGCAUCAAGGCCAUCGAAAUCUACUUCCCCAGCCAGUAUGUGGAGCAAACCGAGCUUGAAAAGUUCGAUGGCGUUAGCACGGGCAAGUAUACAAUUGGUCUCGGCCAGACUAAGAUGAGCUUCUGCGACGACCGUGAGGAUAUCUACUCGUUCAGCUUGACUGUCGUGUCCAACCUCCUCAAGAAGUACAACAUCGACACCAACUCGAUCGGCCGUCUCGAGGUCGGUACCGAGACCAUCCUCGACAAGUCCAAGUCGGUCAAGUCGGUGUUGAUGCAGCUGUUUGGCGACAACACCAACAUUGAGGGUGUCGACACAGUAAACGCCUGCUACGGCGGCACCAACGCCGUUUUCAACUCUGUCAACUGGAUCGAGUCUUCUGCCUGGGAUGGCCGCGAUGCCAUUGUUGUUGCCGGUGAUAUUGCCCUCUACGCCAAGGGCAAUGCCCGCCCGACUGGUGGUGCCGGUGCCGUUGCGCUCUUGAUUGGUCCUGAUGCGCCCAUCGUUUUCGAGCCCGGCAUGCGUGGCAGCUACAUGCAGCACGCCUAUGACUUCUACAAGCCCGACCUCACCUCCGAGUACCCCUAUGUUGAUGGCCACUACUCCAUCAACUGCUACUCCGAGGCCCUCGACGGUGCUUACCGCGCCUACUGCAAGCGCGAGGCCCAGCUCACCAAGGGCGUCAACGGCCAUGCCAACGGCAACGCCAACGGCGUAACAGACGACAUCCUCAAGACUCCCCUUGACCGCUUCGACUACAUGGCUUUCCACGCCCCUACCUGCAAGCUCGUGCAAAAGUCGUAUGCCCGCCUCCUCUACCACGACUACCUUGCCGACCCUGAGCACAAGGCUUUCGCCGAGGUUCCCGCCGACAUCCGCGACAUGGACUACAAGAAGUCUCUGACCGACAAGGUUGUCGAGAAGACCUUCAUGACCCUCACCAAGAAGCGCUUCCAGGAGCGCGUCAACCCCGCCAUCCAGGUUGCUACUCUUUGCGGUAACAUGUACUGCGCCAGCGUCUGGGGCGGUCUUGCCAGCUUGAUCGGCCACGUCGACAGCGCCAACCUCCAGGGCAAGCGCAUCGCCCUCUUCUCCUACGGCUCCGGUCUUGCCGCCUCCUUCUUCUCUUUCCGCAUCAACGGCAGCACCGAGACCAUUUCCAAGACUCUUGACAUUCCCCAGAGACUUGUCGCUCGCCGCGCCGUCCCCCCAGAGACCUACGACUCGAUGUGCGACCUCCGCAAGAAGGCCCAUCUCCAGAAGGACUACGUCCCCACCGGCGAGGUGUCCACCAUUGCCCCCGGCACCUACUACCUCGAGAAGGUCGACGACAUGUUCAAGAGGUUCUACGCCGUCAAGGAGUAAACCAAGGAGUAAAACGAAACAAAAAGCAUGGAUGAUGAAUAUAUACCAAGAGAGGAGGACGUAAUAUUUUGUGUUCAAAGACAAAAGACAGGAGGCGGCAUUACAUACCCAUAGACGACGACUGGAGGACCGGCCGGAUGCCGGUAGUCGGAUAUUAUAUUGGGAAUGGUACUGGGAUACGGG
Molecule: messenger RNA, 3223 nt
Organism: Podospora bellae-mahoneyi
Lineage: Eukaryota; Fungi; Ascomycota; Sordariomycetes; Sordariales; Podosporaceae
Gene: ERG13
Product: 3-hydroxy-3-methylglutaryl coenzyme A synthase
Exons: 5
Coding region: 1652-3040 (462 amino acids)
Biological process (GO): acetyl-CoA metabolic process; ergosterol biosynthetic process
Molecular function (GO): hydroxymethylglutaryl-CoA synthase activity
Source: RefSeq, a predicted model, not a curated record